ACCUCAGUGGGAUUGCCAUUUAAUUAGCGUCGAAGCUGCAUCAUGCAUGACACAGCUGCUGCCUGGUUCUAUAUGCCAUGCGUCGUUAGAGGUUUGGAGCUUAAUUGCUGCUGCUACAAGUUGAAUUACAUCCAACCCCAACCUCACCGAUCGAUCGUCCUGCAGCUGAUCAUCGUCUUUUGUCUCCACAUCACUAUAAAUCAUGACUGUUGUUGUCGUGCUGUUGAUUCCGAGCCUGCCUCCUCCUCCUGCAUCAGCAGCCGCAAGAAUACUCCGGUGAUUUUCAACUUUGGCGACUCCAACUCUGACACUGGGGGACUUGCCGCUGCGACCGGAUUCAACUUUGGGUACCCUGACGCCCGCGCCUUCUUCCACCAGCCAACUGGCCGCCUCUGUGAUGGCCGUUUAAUCAUCGAUUUCCUGUGGGAGAAUGUGACGAAUACACCUCAGUACGCUUACAAUAAAUACUUGACCCCAUACCUUGAGUCGGUGGAACCUGAUUUCUCCAAUGGAGCCAACUUUGCAGUAGGUGGCGCGGCCACGCUCCCACGAUAUGUUCCUUUCAGCUUGGACAUCCAGGUCCUUCAAUUCAGGCGUUUCCGCAACCGCUCCCUCUACUUCAGCGGCAGCUCAUCAUCCAAGUCCAACAACGACAAUCAUCUUCUGCUGCCGGGGGGAGAUGAUUUUAGAAAUGCACUCUACACAUUCGACAUUGGACAGAACGACUUGUCUGCUGCGUUCACCUCCGCGGUGGAUGGCCGUUCAUCAUAUGAUCAAGUUGUUGCAAAGAUCCCCACUUUCAUAGCUGAAAUAAGGGACGCCAUGUGGGCUAUUUAUCAAUUUGGUGGGAAGAAUUUCUGGGUGCAUAACACAGGGCCGUUGGGCUGUUUACCAGAAAAACUGGCCACUUACAGAACAAAAACCAGCAGCAGCAAGGGUGACGACGACAUUGAUGAAUACGGAUGCAUCAAGUCUAUGAACGAAGCCGCAAAAGCAUUCAACGCGAGGCUUGAUGCGCUCUGUCAAGACCUACGCUUGCAGAUGACUAAGAAGAAUAACUCAACCGCUAUUAAUAUUGUGUACGUGGACGUGUACUCCAUCAAAUACCAUCUCAUUGCAAGUGCUGCAUCAUAUGGUUUUGAGAAUCCAUUAAUGGCAUGCUGCGGGCACGGGGGACCGCCAUACAACUACGACGCCAGCGUGAAGUGUAGGGACCAAGGCCAAGGCUACAACAUAUGCAAACCCGAGUCCCUCUACGUCAGCUGGGAUGGAGUACAUUACACUGAAGCCGCAAAUGCCAUUGUCGCAUCAAAGAUACUCUCCGCCAAAUAUUCCACGCCUCCCCUCAAGUUUAGCAGCUUCUUCUGUAAUUAAUUUAUAAGUAGAGUCUUACGCCACACAGCUUUUGAAUCUCCCAUUUAUAUAUUAUUAUUAUUGUCAAAGGAUGGAUGGAUGGAUAGUGAAUAUAAUAAGAGCAAAACAUUGUCUUGCACAGCCCUA
Molecule: messenger RNA, 1500 nt
Organism: Andrographis paniculata
Lineage: Eukaryota; Viridiplantae; Streptophyta; Magnoliopsida; Lamiales; Acanthaceae
Product: GDSL esterase/lipase At1g09390-like
Exons: 6
Coding region: 43-1374 (443 amino acids)
Molecular function (GO): hydrolase activity, acting on ester bonds
Source: RefSeq, a predicted model, not a curated record